GUUUCUUUCUUUAUCUCAGGCAGGCCUACAAGAGGAAGUCAAGAAUUAUAACGGUUGAUUAUAUAUAGGAGCUGUAUGUUCGUACAAAUUUAUAACUGUCAAAAACCUUGGGAAGAUUCAUAGCAAGUGAUUUUGUUCUUGUCCUUUCCUUUUUGGAGUUUUUAAAAUGACCGGCACGCUUCCCGGUGUUGAAUGUGCUCGAAGAAGACGGAUUCAUUAUACAGUUGGGGGGGCAGAUUCACCCAGUGCCUCUGGUUCUGGGUUUACAAGGCGCUCGUCUUUUUGCUUGUAUACAAGCAGCCAUGAAUCCCAGCUCAUCACCUCUUCUUCUUCUUCCAUGCAAAGAAGCAUGGUGAAUCAGGAAUAUGAGAAUGAGAACCUAGGUAAAGUGGCAAGAGAAGCCAAAGAGAGGUUAGAUGAGAGGCUAAGAGCACAGCGGAAAUCAGAAACCAAAAGGUGCCAAGAAAGAUUAAGGAUCAUGGGGGGCAGGAAUAGCCCUAGCAACCAAGAAAGAUUGAGGGGUAAGGAAAUAGAGAACAGGACUAAGACUAGCACCACCCAAGAAAAAUUGAAGGGUAUAGAUGGCAGAUCUAUGGUGCUUAGGGAUUUGCAGACAGAGGUGUUUGGGUUGAAGAAAAGUGGGUUAAAGAGGUUAAGUUGGGCAAAGUUAGGAGGGAAAGGCUUGGAGCCAGAGGAGUGUGCCGUGUGCUUGGACCAGUUCAAGGUGGGUGAGACCCUGGUGCACCUGCCUUGCGCUCAUAGGUUCCAUUCAAGGUGUUUGGAGCCAUGGCUGGAGAAUAAUGCGCAUUGCCCUUGUUGCAGAAUGGAGCUUUUGAGUUAAAAGUUUUGUAACUUUUUUUGGUUUUUCUUCAGUCUGUAGGUGUGAAAGGAAAAUAUCAAAUUGAUUUAAAAAUUUAAUUUGAUGAAUCACUAUCAUUGAAUAAGUAGUGUGUCUCAAUUAAUACUGAGACUCAUAAGUUAAAUCAAUAACAAAUAUAACAGUUAUAUCAUCAAGUCAAAUUUUUAAAUUAAUUUUUUAAGCCUGUAUAAAUUGUAAAGAGAGAUGAAUAAUAGAACGAGCAAAUAUUUUGG
Messenger RNA from Ilex paraguariensis (yerba mate), 1092 nucleotides. The record is from the annotation of a GenBank genome assembly. Lineage: Eukaryota; Viridiplantae; Streptophyta; Magnoliopsida; Aquifoliales; Aquifoliaceae.